GACGAGAUGGGCGGGGCCUUCUGGGAGAGGUGGAGGGGGCCAAAGCCUCGGAGCGUUUUCGCAAUCUCAGCGUUGUCCCUAGUGGCGCAGAACAGAGCGCUUUGGGAUCUGCCUCUAACCCGCGCAGUUGCGGACCACUGACACUUGAGUCCCUCACUUUUUUUUUCUUUUUGGCUCGGAACUCAAUGGAGAUUUUCUUUCAAUUUUACUUCGCCGAUGUCCAUCUUUAAUCUUAUUCCUCUCACAACUUUGUGAUAAUCGUAUUGAGGAUGAAUGUUAUCUAAAACUUUGUUUGCUUGUUUUAAUGCUAACUAUUUUAUUAGGACAGCUGUGAUACUGGCGAUAUCGAGACACGCCUGAUGAGACUUCGGGGCUCAGUCUGGACUGGUCCUGUACUGAAAGGGCGAGAAGCAGCUGAUUCUAUGAACUUGCCAAAUGAGGACCAGUGGGACGAAACCACCUGUGGCUCGGCAGUUUGUCAACAUCCACAAUGCUGGACAUCCCUCCGACGGAUUGAGAGGGGCCAUCCUAGGAUCUUGGAUUCAUCCAGCAAAUCUUCCCGGGAAGUUGAAGAUAAACUCCCGACACUCACCAUUGUAAAUAUCACUGACACCUGCUUGUGGUCCAAGCAGAGGGUGGUUCAGCGACCGCAAUCAGAAUUUACCUUCCCUAAGGAGCGGUCUUUACUGUGGAAACCAACCUGCAGGCGUCAUGGCAGGUCUCCGAAGGCUUUACGUGGCAAAGGUGUAACUAGCCUGUCUAGUCCCCCCACACUUUCAGUGUUGAAUCUGAAUGAGGCAAAACUCCCUUUUUCCGAAGAUGUUGGAAACUUGGUGGUAACCUGGGUUCCAGAAGAAACAGAGAAGAACAUAAGCUGGCCUGGGAAGAAGAGAAAGAAACCGAGAGAGAAAACCAAGCCGUCUCUGUAUUUCUCUGGAAGACAGUAUGUAUCGGCAUACUCGAGAAGUCCAGGCGUGAUUGUGCCUCCUCCCUCCCCAGUGCACUUUUUUGACCCAUUAAGUUCCCAAGUCAUACCUCUAUGGGCCCAAGUCGACAUGCUUCCCCGGGAUCUACUGAAUGAGUGCUUUUUGGCACAUGAGAAAACCAUCACUAGUCCUGAGGUGAAGAUAGAGUUGGCCAAGAUGAGAAAGAAUCUUCCCACAGAAAAGAGCCGGCCGGACAGCGCUAUCUCCCCUAAGAUGUAUCUGACUAUACACCGCAUCACCCUGCAGAGACCAUCGUUGCGGUACCCUGAGCAUCUGAGGAAGCUGCAGUACAACCUGAGGAGAAGGGAAGGGUCUUUCGGGCCUGAAUCUUCAGGUUUCAGGAAGCAGCAGCAGAGGAUGAUGAAAACCUCUACUAAGAAACAGGAGGCUAAGAAGAAAGCCCAGAUUGAUGCUGAGGGCCAGCACAGUAUGAGUCAGAUAAUCCCAUCAGUACAGGAAGCUGAGCAAAAGCUGGAGGAGGAGGAGGAGGAGGAAGAGGAAGAGGAGGAGAAAAAAUCCUUUGUGAAACAUGCUUCCACAGAGGACUCAUCGGAGUAUGACCUCCAAAGCUACUACACAGACUAUUCUGCCUUUCCAGAGAGUCCUGUAUUAUAUGAGCCAGUUUACGAAGACACUGGUGAUGUGAAAGAGACAAUGGUGGGAAUGAUAACUUCCAGCCAGAGCAGCAGCCCCAGGAGUAUAUCCAGAAGUAUGGACAAAGGCACCUGGAACCCUGACCUCAAACUGCUGAGGAUUCUUCAGGCCCAUGUCGAGGAAGAUGAGGAGAACCGUCUUUCUAGGGCACAGAGUGAGGCAUCUCUGGAUGCCUAGGCUGGAGACGCCACAUGGGGCAGCCUUAGCUGGAACAGUUCUUGGUAUUCUGAGGACAACAACCUUGGACGUAGGAUAGAAAAGAGACUUGUUCCCUGGAUUCCUUCAGCAGGACCAGGACUCAGAGACCCUGAUUUCUUCAUUUGCUUCUUACCUCUGAAAUGAGCAAGAAAAAAAAGCCCGAAUCCUGCUCAAUAUAGAAAAAAUUUCCAGGGCAGAGUAUUUCCACGAUUAAACACAAUCCCUUCUAUCAAAAGACUUGUGCUCUGUUUCCAGGAAGAGAGGAGGUAGUGCUUCCUUGUGUCUAUUUUCUGGGUCCCCUUUCUUUCUUUUCUGAAAUCUUUGUAGUGACAGGAAGCUGGAUUCAGCUAUGGGAACCUCUAUAAUAUCCCUAAAUGCUCUUCUCAUUUCCUGAGAUGGCUUCCUUUGGUGAUGGGGCCUGCGCCAUUAUCAGGUGGCAGUCACUUUGUGGUACUCCCACCUUAAAGUUUACCUUAUCUACAAGUAAUUCAGUAUGUAUCUCCAAAAGAAAAGUGUGAAAAAUCUAAAAAUUAUCUCAUUCCACAGAAUUAAUAUUGAUUGCUUGAUUUCACAUAUCCAAGCAUAUUCAAAUUUCCAUGUCUUAAGUUUUUUAAUAGUUGACAUAUUCAUAUUAGAAUUCAAACAAGCUCCAUACAUUGUAUUUUCUCAGUAUGCUCUAGUCUCUUUUAAUUUGUACACCCUCCUCCCUUUUUCUUUCCCUUUUCCUAGAAUUUAUUCCAACUCAGAAGAGCUUACUUUCUAGUUUCUAAGAAAUCUAGUCUUCAGAGAAAUUUCAAUGUUUACAAAGACCCAGAAUUCCAAAGUCUCAGGAGCCUUCUAACUUGGUUUUGGAUGGAUUUUUUUUUUUCCAUUGUGUUUACUCCUUAAAAAACAUUUACUAUGCCGGGCGGUGGUGGCACACACCUUUAAUCCCAGCACUCG
This is a messenger RNA of Onychomys torridus (southern grasshopper mouse), 2780 nucleotides long. It is a transcript of the gene C2H9orf43, whose product is annotated as chromosome 2 C9orf43 homolog. The coding region runs from base 360 to 1817 and encodes 485 amino acids. The transcript is spliced from 14 exons. NCBI's taxonomy places the organism in Eukaryota, Metazoa, Chordata, Mammalia, Rodentia, Cricetidae. The record is from RefSeq and is a predicted model, not a curated record.